Messenger RNA from Lathyrus sativus (Indian pea), 786 nucleotides. The record is from the annotation of a GenBank genome assembly. NCBI's taxonomy places the organism in Eukaryota, Viridiplantae, Streptophyta, Magnoliopsida, Fabales, Fabaceae.
AUGGUUACUAUGAAUCAUGUCGCGUACAUUGCAUCUCUUGUUAUGUCAUUAACAAUGUGGACGGUAGAGUCUCGUAUCCCAGGUGUUUACAACGGUGGUGCUUGGGAAACCGCUCACGCCACUUUCUAUGGUGGUUCCGAUGCUUCCGGCACCAUGGGAGGAGCAUGUGGUUAUGGAAACUUAUAUAGCCAAGGUUACGGAGUCAACACUGCAGCAUUAAGCACAGCACUUUUCAACAGCGGACUCAGUUGCGGUUCUUGUUUCGAAUUGAAAUGUGCAAACGACAAACAGUGGUGUCACUCCGGCAGCCCUUCCAUUUUCAUCACUGCCACUAAUUUCUGUCCUCCUAACUUCGCUCAAGCCAGCGACAACGGCGGUUGGUGUAACCCUCCUCGUCCUCACUUCGACCUCGCCAUGCCUAUGUUCCUUAAAAUCGCCGAAUACCGCGCCGGGAUUGUUCCUGUAGCUUAUCGUAGGGUGCCGUGUAGGAAGAGCGGUGGGAUUCGGUUCACAAUUAAUGGAUUCCGUUACUUUAACUUAGUGCUAAUCAGCAACGUCGCGGGUGCAGGGGAUAUUGUGAGGACCUAUGUUAAAGGAACGAGAACCGGGUGGAUGCCGAUGAGUAGAAACUGGGGGCAAAACUGGCAAUCAAAUUCUGUUUUGGUGGGUCAGGCUUUGUCUUUUAGAGUUACGGGUAGUGACCGUCGCACUUCCACUUCGUGGAACAUUGCUCCACAAAAUUGGCAAUUUGGUCAAACUUUCACCGGGAAGAAUUUCCGUGUUUGA